Messenger RNA from Paramisgurnus dabryanus, 2285 nucleotides. RefSeq names its product cilia and flagella associated protein 100 (gene cfap100). The record is from RefSeq and is a predicted model, not a curated record. NCBI's taxonomy places the organism in Eukaryota, Metazoa, Chordata, Actinopteri, Cypriniformes, Cobitidae.
UAAUCCGUAUGUAGGUUUCGUUUUAUAUGCAAUUUGAAGUGAAUUCAGUAAUCUAUACCUGACUAUAUCAACGACUUGGUGCAAAAUUUAAGUUAAUUUAGGAAAAACAGAUAUUUUGUUCGUAACUUUUGGAGCAGCAUGUUGUCACCUCAGUCAUCAGCACACAAGAGCGACAGUGAUGAUGUGAAUCCCUUCAGAAUCUCUCAACACAAUCUUCUCCAGAUGAUGAACAAAGAUAAAAGUCAGAAAAAGCAGGAACACCAGAGAAAGUUGACUUUACCCGUCCAUGAGAAGGUGACACUUACAGGCCGAAGCAGGGCCAGACAAAGACUGAUGGAGGAACUAAAAGAAAGUAACACAACUGUCCCACACACUCAACAUAAGCUUCAAGACAAAUCUGCACAAAGGAUUUUUAUGAUCAAAGACCCUAAUAUUGAUAAACGAAGCAUGAAUGAAUAUAUCACGAAGAAACGUGAGCUGUUCUUAAUGGAGUACUCUCUGGCAGUAAAGAGAGGAGAGAUUCAAUACCUGGAGCAGAUGGCUGUAGAAGAAGAAAGGAAGUUGACAAGCGCUGAAAAGUUCCUGGAAGACAACACCAUUUUGUUUGAAGACUUUCUGAAAGAAAAUGACAAUAACUCAAUGGAAGCCAUUAAAAUGGCUGAACAGGAGACAAAAAUGAAGCUGGACAAAAUAGCUGAAAUCAAGAAGAUCACCUCCAAAAUAGUGUCAAUCAAGAGUGACAUCUCUAAGUAUGAGGACAUCCUAAGGGAGUAUAGAAAAUAUGAAGAGUUUCUACUAAUGCUGUCACAGCCAGAGAGAUCCAAGAGCGGAUACCUUAAUGACAUGAAAGCUAAGACUGAUGGGAAACAAAUCGAAAAGACUUCGGCCACUUCAGACAGCAGAUCUGGAGAAAACCAAGUGGUUCGUGAGCCAAAAAAGUCCGUCCAUCAGAGCGACAAAAUACCUGCACCUGAGACUGACAGCUCAGAUAAUGAGAAGGACCCAGAGCUGUUCUUCACAGAUCCUGAAGAGCUGCUGAACGUAAUGGCUGAACUUGAAGAGCAAACCCUUUCUCUCAUCCAGAACAACAGAGAUGCUGAAGAGUCUCUGGAGGAGUUCAGGCAGACCGCUGAGCUGACUAAAAAAAAAAUAGAGUCCGAGUCACAACAGCUAAAAGAGCAGAUUGAUGUCAUGACAGAUACAAUUCAGCGCGAAACCCAGAGAACAGCACAGCUAGAAGAGAAAUGCAAACUGUUUGGCUUUGGAAAGAACAAACCAGAGGAGCAGGACAACAGUUUUAAGUCACUGAGUGAUAAAGUCGAGGAGGUGUAUCGCUGCUGCGUUGGAGAAACUGCAGCAAAUCUUAGCACUCUGCAAAUGCUGACGAGCAUUGAGAGCAAACUGGUGGAGCUUCUGGACAAUGCAGAUAUGAUACCAAGAGACCGCAUGACUGUAGCUGAACGUGCCAAAGAGAAAGAGAGGAGAAUCAGGCUGCGUGAAGAGAAGAUACGGUUGCAGAUGAUACACCAGGAGGAAAGGCAGAAGAAAGCUAUGGAAAGAUCUAAGACUGAAAAAAAACCAGCAAGAAAAAAUAUACUGACAAAAAAAAGCUGAAAGUUGUCUAAUCAUUUAACUUUAUCAGACCAACUGUUUUACACAGGAUUACUCAUGAUGACUUAAAAACUUCUUAGUAGACCAAACUUUCUGAAUGACGCAUUAACAAAUUUGAUGGCAAGCACCCAAAAUAAAUCUUGGGCUGAAUCGUUGAAUUUUUUUUCCAUUAGUGUGCUUCACCCUCUUAACUACUAUAUUUGUAGCUGCAUAUUUUUUCUUUUUGAGUUAAAUUUUUUUCAUCACACCGAGUAAUCAUGCCAGUUUUGUUUCCAGACAAAGGUGUGCUCAGAAUGAGAGCCAUAAGACAACCCUGUUGGCUUGCUUAAUGGGAGACUGCUGACAUCAACUUAGGGUUUAGUAAACUCUGUUUAUAUAGCUUUUUAUUAUACAGUCUUAAGGCUUCAACUAUUUUUACUUUUAUAAGUGUAUGGUGGUGAGGUGCACUAAAUGAUGGUUUUACAUUGCUGUUUAUGGUAUUAUUGCAAAUUCAUUAUGUAAUGUAUAACUCAUGCUAUCAUGUAAUGUCGUUCAUUUCCAUAUAAAGCAUGUCUAUUUUAAUUUAACGUCGUCAUUUAUCAUAUUAAUUGACUAAACUCAUAGUGAAAGAAAGUAUAUAAUGUUUUCCUGGAUUAAUUCAUUUAUGAGAACAAUAACAUUUGCAAUAAUACCAU